Molecule: messenger RNA, 1170 nt
Organism: Parnassius apollo (apollo)
Lineage: Eukaryota; Metazoa; Arthropoda; Insecta; Lepidoptera; Papilionidae
Source: the annotation of a GenBank genome assembly
AUGGCAGCAGGCGAUGUGACUCGCCGCGCUUCUAUCACAGCGCCAUCUAUGCAUCGACGGCCGUCAGCACGUCGCGGUUCUCUCAUCAAAAAUCCACAAACGCAAUCACAGGAAGUGCCGUGGGACAUCAUAGACCGAUGUGCGCUUCCAAUAGUGUUGUGCCAUGCUCUUGCCGUCGUGCUGUCAACUCUCCUAAAUGCUAUGCAUCUUAGUCAAGUGUCCGUAUUCACCCUCUUUCUCUGGUUUUCUAUAUCUGUCACAGGAUCGCUGUGGUUUUAUCAUAACCUACAGGUGACAGCAGCGGGCAAAGCUGUGCUGGUGACAGGAUGCGACAACGUUUUAGGAAACGCCCUUGCUCGAAAGCUGGAUGACUUAGGAUAUCAUGUAUUCGCUGGCUUCCAGAAUAAGGCUGGAAACAUCGAUGCCGACAUGCUUAAAGAAGACUGCUCGGGGCGCCUUCAUACCCUACAGCUUGACAUUACAUCUGAAACGCAGAUUUUGUCAGCCUCGUUGUACAUCGUAGACCAUUUACCAGAGGGCGCUCAAGGUUUGUGGGCGAUUGCAAACUGUGAGUCGUGGUGUGCGCUCGGCGAACUAGAGUGGGUGCCCUUUUCAGUAAUCCGCCGGGCUAUGGACGUUAAUCUCUUAGGUCCUGCCCGUUUAGUACAAGUAAUGCUGCCGCUGGUAAGACGUGCGCGAGGUCGCGUUGUGAUGGCAUCGUCCAUUUUAACCCAUGUUGCCGCUCCCGUUCGUGGCGUCCAUGCAGCAUCGCUAGCCGCUCUUGAAGCGCUCGCUGCUUGUCUCCGACGUGAGCUUAAACCACGUGGGGUCGAUGUUGUAGUAGUUGCUGCAGGAGAAUAUACAACUGGCAGUGCGUGGUUGUCAGAAGAGAAACUUCUAGAGCAAGCUCGUGACAUGUGGAAGAGACUCAGCGAUGAACAAAAAGGUGCAUACGGCGAAGAUUAUUUCGAGCAAGCACUCCGAAGUCUUGAAAAGUAUACAAAGAGCGCUGAUGCUGACCUCACCGCAGUUACUCGCGCGCUAUGUGACGGCGUGACCCGCACUUUUCCUCUGGCCCGUUAUACCCCUGUAUCACCCCGUGAGAAGCUAAAGUCUUUACUGGCUGAACAUCUACCUCGCUCUCUAUAUGAAGGACUCUAUACUGAUUAA